UCGUUGGGCCUUCUGUGACCCAUGACCCUUUGAGGAAGUGGCGUGUGACCCUCCCUCCGCUUUCAAAGCAGAAGGCCCCUCAAGUCGUUUAUUCAAAUACUUUAUUUUUAAAUCAUACCCUGUGUGUAUAUAAAAAAUAUACAUGCAUUGCUGUAAAAGUGGUUGCCUCUUUAUGGUAAUACAGGCUCGUAUUUGACUGAAGACAACCAAGCAAAGACAUUAUAUAACAUUGCGUGCAAACGCAAUCGGCGUUCAAACACUGUGUGUGUGUUGCGUACAACUAUGAGCGAGGCUUGCGAAUCGAACAGAACUGCCGAGGAACCAGGAGCCCCUGCACAGAUGCCUGACGAUCCUGGGGGAGCAAAGGGCCACCCUGUGGAUGUGGUGGGUGAUGGCCAGUCCACUCUGCUGGCACAUUCGCCGUGUUCGGUGAUAUUACCAGUGCAUAAUGCAGCUUGCUGGCUCGAUGAUUGUCUGCAAGGACUAAUGGCCCAGGACUUUGAAGGAAGCAUGGAGCUCUCCGCAUUUGAUGAUGCCAGCACGGACAGCUCUCUGUGUAUUUUGGAAAGCUGGCGUGAAAAGCUAAAAAAGAGAGGCAUAUUGGUGCUGGUCAGAGGCCAUAAAUCUUCCCAACCAAAGGGCGUGGGAUUUUCCAAGAACCAGGCCAUUGCACAGAGUUCGGGCUGUCAUCUGUGCUUUCAGGAUGCAGAUGACGUCAUGAUGCCAGAAAGGAUAAGACUCCAGUACGAGGCUGCUCAAAAUCACCCCGGGGCAGUGAUAGGCUGCCAAGUAAGGAGGGAGCCAGAAGACUCGACAGAGCGGUACACGCGGUGGAUUAAUGGCCUCUCUCAAGAACAGCUGCUCACUCAGGCAUUCACCUCACAUGGCCCAACCGUUAUCAUGCCCACUUGGUUCUGUCACAGAGACCUCUUCAAUGCCAUCGGAAAUUUUGACGAAGGGGGGAAGGGCGUUCCCGAGGACCUGCUGUUUUUCUACCAGCUCCUCCGCCUCGGGAACCGACCCCUUCGCGUGGACCAGUGCCUGCUCACGUACCGUUACCACCGGACGGCCGCCACCCACUCGGUCCUCGAGGGCACCAUAUGGGAUCUGCGUGUGCGCUUCCUGGAGGAGCGUGUGCUGGCGCAGUGGCAACGUUUCACCAUUUGGAAUGCGGGCAAGCAGGGCAGGAAGCUGUACAGGAGCCUCGGCGUCCACAGCCGGCACAAGGUGGAGGCAUUUUGUGAUGUGGACAUUAAGAAAAUAAAGAAAGGGUUUUAUACAUAUGAAGAAUCACAGGAACUCAAGAAACCAAUUAUUCCAAUAAAGCAUUUUUCAGCAGCAACUCCACCAUUCAUAAUCUGCGUGAAAAUGGAUCUCACAAGUGGGUUGUUUGAGAAAAACUUGGAGUCAUUACAUUUGACCGAAGGAGUCCAUUUCUACCACUUCAAUUGAAUUAAAAUGGAACCUCAUCAAGAUCUUUAUAGCGAGUAUACAUCAUGUCAAACACAAAAUCACGCUGCUCUGAUUAUUUGUGACUUUUCUUUCUUUGUAUACCAAGAGUAUGUUUUCCAUUACCACUUGCAUGUUAGAUGCUAUUUAAUCACCACAGUACAACAUUUGUUAUACUUCGAUUAUUUGUUACAGUCCAUUUUUGCUUGACAAUUAAUUCUCCAUUGUUUAGUCUAUUUGGUGAGCGCUUAGUAACAUGUGAGCAAUGCUUUGUUUUCUCGUGGGUGCAAGCCACGACUUGACAUGGAUGCUAAUGCACACGUGACAUGUUUGAAUUAAAAAUGUUGACCACUACAAAAAGCUGUGGAAUACCCCAUGGACUUUGUAAGGCGAGCAAAUGUUUCUCAUUUCUGAAUUUUCAUCCUGCCUAAUCCUUGUGCAAAAUACUGGAGUAAGGUUUCGAGAUCUUGGCAUGAAGACCUCAAUCCCUGAGCGAUGGCAGGAUUCUAAUAAAGAAGGAUUUUCUUAACUUCAAUGAAUGCUAAGCUUCUUAACGCGAUGAUACAAUUUCUGCCCCGCGACCUCUCUUUCAUGACAGAUUGUGCAGCCCAAAUGAGAUCCGUCAGGUGGAAACCGGAACGUCACCCAACAUGAGGUGCGGUCAGCACAAUUGGUGCCAGUGUCUUGGUAAUGUUCAGGCCUCGGGAAGCGGUCUUCCGUCCUUGUUUUCCUGAAGCGACGUCCUUUGUGUAGCUUUAAGGAAGUUCCCCCUGCCCCGUGGGUCACUCAUUCACACCAGCGGAGAUCACGGUUGCCCACUGAGCCGCCCCCAAACCAAGCCCAACGAAACCCGUCUUGUUAAACAGGCUUUUAAUGCUCCACGUGCGUGUGUCCACUCAGUGGCCUGUAACGUUAUCCCUUUUAAGGAACAAAGUGCAACAUGAGUGUUGAUGAACCAUGAAACGGUGACUUUAAAGGCAUAUUAUACUCAUAUCAAUGUCUUUCUGUCCUCGCAAAACGUGAGAACAGUGGCGCAUGCAUGUGGUCCUGCACUUUGGAGGUAGGGUUGGUGGAUCAUACCGGUGUUUAUUAUGUUUACGGAACACCCACCAGCAGGACUGGAGAUGCCUGUUUGAAGGCAGUCCAGAAAACAGAUUGUUGACUUAUUUAUCAACGAUACUUUUUCGAGUGUACAUUUUUCUUCAGUGAAUUUUGUACCUUUUUAUUUUACUCACAUGUACUCACAUAUUUGCCACAUGCAACAUUGUUUUAAAGAAUGACAAGUUUACAAUAAAAAAGUCACCAUUCACCCGACUAAAAGUGUUUUUAUACUCAUUGAAGCUUUCCUGGACAAAUUCAAUGUAAGGAUUUUUUUUGUUUAACAAUCCACUGUUGGAUGAAGGCCUCAUCUCAUGUUUGUAGUGAUUGACCAUACUUCACCAUGCAAGUCAGCGCAGGUUGGUGAUUAUUAACAAUCAUUGCAUAGCUGAAAUGGGCAUGUCGAAUAGUAACAUUAUUUAUUUAAGUUAUUUUUACUUUCGUAAAAAUGUAUUGAGAACUAUGAACAGCAUCUUGCAUCGUGAUUAUAUUUGUUUAACGCAGUAAAAAUAUCAGAUUCCAAAGAUUCUACAAAAGUGUGACUGAACCGCCAUAUUUUAAAGCAUAUUUUUUUUUCUAUCAACAUGCUACCCUUAGCUUUGUUGUCAAGCGAAUGAUCGGGCAUUCAUUAUUAUUUCAAGCACAGCCGGGUUUUAGUGAAGCAGUGUGGCACCGCGUUGCAUGCAUUCGACAGCAAAUCCUUGCUCGUGCACGGGUGCCAUUAACCCCAUCCAGCCCAUUUGCCACGGACCUCCCCUGUGGAGCCCUGUGAUGGAUGUGCAUUCAUUCAGGGAGGACACCUGUGGUUCCAAAUGAGUGUAUAGGCAGAUUGAUUUGGAUACAAUAACCUCCGCCCGCCUCCUUUGUUCAGAGGGAAUAAACGAAGGCGAGGCUCGUCGGGUUUGUAACCCGUGUCAAAUAAGUAAGGUGUAACGAUUCAUUAUUCAUCAUCGUUAUCAACAACAACAACAACGCCGCCAUCGCCUACUGUGAGGACAGUUAACUAUUGCCAUACAAAAGCUUUGGUCGAAAUGAAUUGUGCACUACUUGACACAGGUAUUCUGCUUUUCCGCAACUGGCAUUCAACAACGGUGAACCUAGAAAUGCAGUGUGUAGUGAGUGAUUGUUUAUAGAUAUGUAUUUGGUCCCGGUGCCUGUAAAAUGACCGUCCCUUGUGAUCAAGGUUUUGCAGUUUAAUGACUGCUGAUUAUCAGGCAGUGUGCACGCUUGAUAAUAUUUACACUGCGUUUCAGAGGGUUCGAUUACAUCUCGCGCCUCCUGGUCUUGGCCAAUUUAAUUAUCUAAAAUACGAGGUAAUUCAAGCACCGCAAUAUCAUAAAUCUAUCGGAAACAUGUACAGUACAAAUCAAAUAAUCACUGCAUUUAGAAGGUGCGCCACUCUUAUCGGGCGAUGCUGUCAAAAAGUCGCGCUCCCUAAAUGAGUGUAUCGGGUAAUUUGCAAAUAAAUUUUAAACGACAAGUUUGAACCAUGAUGCCACUAACGCCUGGCUUGCUCUCAAAUAAGUCGUGUCACGGAACCUUUAAUGUCCGCUGUGAAGCAGACUGCGCAUUCGUCGUUGGUCCACCCGCAGCAUUAACCAGGGCAGCCGCUGAGUUCCAAUCGCGAACCCACUGCAAUAAGCGGCAAACGCGUGACCGCAAUCAGAGUGCGUUGCUUGGAGAUCACACAUCUGGGACAUUAAAACAGAGGGGAGACGUGAUAUGGAGUGGAGUUAUCACAAGUACAUUAAAACAGAGGGUAGACGUGAUAUGGAGUGGAGUUAUCACACAUAAGGUACAUUUAAACAGAGGGUAGACGUGAUAUGGAGUGGAGUUAUCACACAACAGGGACAUUAAAACAGAGGGGAGACGUGAUAUGGAGUGGAGUUAUCACUCAUCAGGUAAAUUAAAACAGAGGGUAGACGUGAUAUGGAGUGGAGUUAUCACACAACAGGGACAUUAAAACAGAGGGUAGACGUGAUAUGGAGUGGAGUUAUCACACAACAGGGACAUUAAAACAGGGGGUAGACGUGAUAUGGAGUGGAGUUAUCACACAACAGGUACAUUAAAACAGGGGGUAGACGUGAUAUGGAGUGGAGUUAUCACAAGUACAUUAAAACAGAGGGUAGACGUGAUAUGGAGUGGAGUUAUCACACAACAGGAUCAUUAAAACAGGGGGUAGACGUGAUAUGGAGUGGAGUUAUCACACAUCAGGUACAUUAAAACAGGGGGUAGACGUGAUAUGGAGUGGAGUUAUCACAAGUACAUUAAAACAGGGUAGACGUGACAUGGAGUGGAGUUAUCACACAACAGGAUCAUUAAAACAGAGGGUAGACGUGAUAUGGAGUGGAGUUAUCACACAUCAGGUAGAUUAAAACAGGGGGUAAACGUGAUAUGGAGUGGAGUUAUCACACAACAGGGACAUUAAAACAGAGGGAAGACGUGAUAUGGAGUGGAGUUAUCACACAACAGGUACAUUAAAACAGAGGGUAGAUGUGAUAUGGAGUGGAGUUAUCACACAACAGGUACAUUAAAACAGAGGGUAGACGUGAUAUGGAGUGGAGUUAGUCUCUCAAACUUCAUAUCUUGUAACGAUAAAUCUUGUGCACAACUUAUAAAUGCUCGCAUUUUGUAUAUAGUGCCAUCUGCUGGCCCUUCGGAGUUUUCGCGUAAUUCAUGAUUAUGUGUUAAGAGCGAAAACUCACUCUAGUACAUUAUUGGAAAUCGUAAUACUUUAAGUGCGGAUAUUGUGAGCGAGUCUUAUUUGGGUGUCACUUGAAUCUCCUAAUAAAAUCCUCUACCCCUUUG
This is a messenger RNA of Petromyzon marinus (sea lamprey), 5355 nucleotides long. It is a transcript of the gene QTGAL, whose product is annotated as queuosine-tRNA galactosyltransferase. NCBI's taxonomy places the organism in Eukaryota, Metazoa, Chordata, Hyperoartia, Petromyzontiformes, Petromyzontidae. The record is from RefSeq and is a predicted model, not a curated record.